Messenger RNA from Ochotona princeps (American pika), 1677 nucleotides. RefSeq names its product NXPE family member 2. Lineage: Eukaryota; Metazoa; Chordata; Mammalia; Lagomorpha; Ochotonidae. The coding region runs from base 1 to 1677 and encodes 558 amino acids. The record is from RefSeq and is a predicted model, not a curated record. The transcript has 6 exons.
AUGACGGGGAAGACAUGCAUCUACAGGAUGCUCACUUUGUUUCAGAGUGUCAUGGCUCGCAAGCCACUGAUGUUGUCGGUAUUUGUGUUAGUUUUCUGGGUCAUUCACUUUGCUUCAAAAGAGCACAUAAAGUUCUCCAGCUUGAGAAAUCCUGCCCCCUUAAACCACUGGAGUAUUUUCAGAAAGUUUUUAUACUCUGAGACACUACUAAAUCCAGUGGUUCCAGUAUCAGAGACUGAGGUGAAAGUAAAAGAAAUUUUAGGGAAAUUAGAUCGGCUGAUCCCAUCGAGACCAUUCACCAAUGAGAACACCACCACCAGUGCCACACACAGCACAGCCACCAUCCUCAACCAGCAAGACUCAUACUGCACAGGGGACCAGCUGCACAUCCUGCUGGAGAUGAGGGACCACUUGGGUCACAGGAAGGAGUACGGUGGGGAUUUCCUGAGGGCCAGGAUGUCCUCCCCAGCCCUGAAGGCAGGAGCUUCAGGAAAGGUGACCGACUUCAACAAUGGCACCUACCUUGUCAGCUUCACUCUGUUCUGGGAGGGCCAGGUCUCUCUCUCUGUGCUGCUCAUCCACCCCAGUGAAGGGGCAGCAGCUCUGUGGCGGGCAAGGAACCAAGGCUAUGACAGAGUGGUCUUCAUGGGCCAGUUUGCUAAUGGCACCUCUCAGGUCUCCUCUGAAUGUGGCCUGACCCUAAACACAAGCAAAGAACUCUGCCGGUACCUGGAUGUUCGUGACCAAGAAGCCUUCUACUGUGAGAGGCCUCAACGUGUUCCCUGUGAGGCUCUGACCCACAUGAGGACCAGAAAUAGAGCUAUUUCCUAUCUUACCAAGGAAGAAUGGAGCCUUUUCCACAAAUCUAAUGUUGGAGUUGAAAUGAUGAAGAACUUUACGUCCAUCAAGGUCUUAUCAUGUAACAAGAGUGAGAACAUGGAAGAGAAAUGUCAGAUUGGAAUGAAGAGUCCUUUCCCUAGUGGUUAUGCUCUGAAAGGAAAGUGGAACACGGCAUUUUGCAAGCAGAUCAAGUUCAGUGAAAUUAAAAAUAUAAAUGACUGCUUGGAAAGAAAACACAUCUACCUCAUGGGUGAUUCAACACUGCGUCAGUGGAUAUACUACUUUAAGAAAGUUGUGACAACCUUGAGAAAUUUUGAUCGCGACAAAAUUGGGAUUUUUGAAACACAUGUUCUUUUGGAUAUUGAAAGACAUAUUUUGAUACAGUGGAAAAAGCACAGCUAUCCAUUUGUAACCCAAAAGCUUUUCUCAGUGAAAGAUGAAAACUAUAUUCCACGAGAAAUUGACCGUGUAGCAGGAGACAAAGACACGGUCAUUGUCAUUACCCUUGGCCAACACUUCAGACCUUUUCCCAUUGAGAUUUUCAUCCGCAGAACCAUCAAUAUUAAAAAGGCCAUUCAACGCCUGUUCUUGAGAAGCCCAGACACCAAAGUGAUCAUUAAAACUGAGAACACCAGAGAGCUCCACCCAAAUACAGAGAUGUUCAGUGACUUUCAUGGUUAUAUUCAGAACCUUGUCAUGAGGGAUGUUUUUGUGGAUCUCAAUGUGGGUAUUAUUGAUGCCUGGGACAUGACAGUUGCGUAUUGCACCAAUAGUAUCCAUCCACCUGAUUAUGUGAUUGGAAGUCAAAUUGAUAUGUUCUUAAACUACAUUUGCUAG